This is a messenger RNA of Rhopalosiphum maidis (corn leaf aphid), 3727 nucleotides long. RefSeq names its product RNA-binding protein 5-like. The transcript has 4 exons. NCBI's taxonomy places the organism in Eukaryota, Metazoa, Arthropoda, Insecta, Hemiptera, Aphididae. Gene Ontology annotation, cellular component: nucleus. The coding region runs from base 473 to 3190 and encodes 905 amino acids. The record is from RefSeq and is a predicted model, not a curated record. Gene Ontology annotation, biological process: mRNA splicing, via spliceosome. Gene Ontology annotation, molecular function: RNA binding.
CUCGUAAAUCAUAAUUCACAAUACAAAUUAUUAAAUUAAUAAAUUAACAAAAGUUAAAUUUUUUAUGAUUUAUAUCAUUUGAAAUUAAAAUCGAUGUUAUUUGUGAUUUUUUUAUAAAGCAUUUCAAGUUAAAUUUUAUUGCGAUGUCCACAUCGCCCAGCCAUGAUCGAUGAUCGAAGUGAUUCAAAUGAACAUUUCUUGGUGACACACGGCCACAAAACAUUCUGCUCAAUCAUUCAAUAAGUUCAUUUCUCAGACGAACAUUAUUGUAUUGGGUACUGAAAUUUUGGUUAUAGAUUUGUGUAUCAGCCUGUUCAGUCAUUACGCUUUGGUUGUUUAGGACUGUUCCAAACUAGUUCUCAGCUAGUACUAUUAUUAUCCAAAGAUUAUUCAACAAUCCAAACAACCAUCAAGAAUAAGUUAAAGCUACGUUGCCUGUGCUACAUUCAUAGAACAUUCAUUUUUGUUUGAGAUGGACGCAGAGUUUGUGGUCAAGGAUACAUGUGGUUAUGAUUCAAAUGAUGAGGUAAACUCAUCUACUAGACGAAGUGUUGAAAUGGACUUGGUAGCUUAUGAUUCAUCUCCUCGUUCAAAUGGAUCUAAUCAUAGCAUCAACAAUGAACAAAGUGUAGAUACUUCAAAUAAUAAAACUAAUUGGUAUAAAUCUGUAGAUUCAUUUCUGGAUACUGAAAAAAGUAGAGAAAGAGGCAGAAGUCGAGAUCAUAGUCAAAAAAGUAAACAUGAUAAAAGUUCGAGUAGACACGGUAGUAGGAGACGUAGCAAACAUAAAAAACACCAUAGGUCAAGAUCAAGGAGUAGGUCUAGAUCUAGGUCUAGAUCACAAAAACGAAGAAGUAGAUAUUCUCCUGGUGAUCGUGACUCUCAAACAAGUCAAUAUAGUAGUGAUGAGGAACGUCGAAAACGCCGUUCAAGAAGCCUUGAAGGUUCUGAUGGACCAAGAGUCAGAAACAUAUAUUCAGAUUCAGCUACUACUAGUACUCGACGUCACUAUAAUACUGUAGACACAAGAAGAAAUCAAGAUGGAUCACAAGAAUAUUAUCGUGAAGAAGAUUUUGAUAGAUACACGUUUAAAAAACAAAUUCCGAAUAAAACUAUUAUUGUCCGUGGUUUAGCUCCUCACAUAUCAGAAAUUGAUAUAAGAAAAGAAAUAUUAAAAUGUGGUCUUACACCUGUUGAUAUACGUCUAAUUAGAAAAAAAGAUACUGGGUCAUCUCGUGGGUUUGCAUUUGUAGAAUUUUUUACAAAAGCUGAAGCUGAAACACUAAUGGAAAGUAAACAGGGUGAAAUGAUGUUGAGAGAUAAUUUUAGGGCAAUUAUGCAGUAUACUAUUUCUACAAUUGACCCUGAAAAAAUGUUAUCUGAUUGGUGGUGUAAAUGCAAUGCUCAUAAUUUUAAGCGCAGAGAAAGCUGCUUUGUGUGUGGAGCUUCAAGAGAAGUGGGAGAAAUAUUUGAUCACACUAAAGAAGUUAGUUCUUAUCCUACGCAUACAGUUUUACUGCGAGGACUAGAAUUGUUUACAACUGAAGAAAAUGUUCUUAAAGCUAUACAGCCACUAUCAACACUGCCUAUUCGAAGUGUUAGAAUCGGUCGAAAUCCAUUGACAAAUGUCUCUAAAGGUCUUUGCUACUUAGAAAUGAACAAUGUGGUUGAUGCUAUGUAUCUCCAUAAUGCAUUAAUUGUAGAAGAUCCAUUACUUAUUGAUGGAAAAGAAGUUCUUGUGUCAUAUUGUAAACUUGGACCAGUCGGACCAAUAGCUACUGCUUCAAUGGGUAAUGCUGCAGUUGAAGCAGCUAAAUGGAGCAAUCAGAAACCAGAAACUCCAAACUAUACUAUUGCUGAUGUACCUAGGCUUGCAGAAUUUAGUGCAAAUAUUUAUGCAAAAACUCCUGUUGAACGAACUUCAUAUGUACAAUAUUACACUAAUUUUUACACUGAAAAAAUACAAAAAGGAGAGACUAUUAGUAUGCCUUCUAUACCAUCCGUACAACCUAUUUCGGCUGCUUAUGCACCUGUUGGGACCGUUGUUAUGUCACAAGCUGUUCCAGCUUUUCCAUUACCUAUUACUAAUAAGGUUGAUCCUUUAAGUCAACCUCCGUCUGGGAAAGGAGAUACCACGUACUCUCCACCUGAUUUAUCUACUUAUCAAUAUGACAAAGGAUCUGGUUAUUAUUAUGACCCAUACACAAAGCUCUAUUACGAUGCAAACUCACAGUAUUAUUUUAACAGUUUUACAAAUAGUUUUCUUUAUUGGGAUGCUACAAAACAAACUUAUUUAUCAGCACCUUCAAAUGAAAAUUCAAAUUCUGAUGGAAGUAAUAUCAAUAACGAAUCUAAAAAAGAAGAGACUCCAGUAGAAGAAAAAAAAGACGAUGACAAAGUAAAAGUAGCAAAACGUAUUGCCAAAGAUAUGGAAAAGUGGGCAAAAACAUUAAAUCAAAAGAAAAUUUCUGCUAAACAAAAUUUAGUAGCAGCCCAAGUUGCAAUGCAAACUGCUAAAACUCAAGCUGCAGCAGAUAUUGGGUAUUCUGUGAUGGGUACUAAAACAGAACCUAAAAAACAGCAAUUACCAGUUGCUUCCACAUCUGAUGACACUAGUUACAAUGAUGAAAUUAUGGAAGAAGCCAAUCGAAGCGAAGAUGAACAACAUACUGAUUGGAUUAAACUUGCUUGUCUAUUAUGUAAACGUCAGUUUAGUAGCAAAGAAAUAUUAAUAAAACAUCAACAAAUGUCUGAUUUACAUAAACAAAAUAUUAGAAAUUGGUACAACGAAAGAGGAUUAGAUCCAGAUGAUGAAUCAAAACGGGUUAUUCAAUAUAGGGAUAGAGCAAAAGAAAGAAGGAUGAAAUAUAAUGAGCCUGAUAAACCUUUAAAUAACCUAAAAGACAAGUACAUGAAAGCUAAAGAAGCUACCGUGGAUUAUGAACAACCAACUAAAUUGGGUAUUGGAUCAGACAACAAAGGUAAUAAAUUAUUACAGAAAAUGGGUUGGCAAGAAGGAAUGGGACUAGGUAAAAGUAAUCAAGGACGAACAACUAUAAUAGAAGCUGAAGGUAGAUUAGCAAAUGCUGGAUUAGGUACUAGGGCUGUUGGUGUGGUUCCAGGUCCUCGUGAAACAUACAAAGAUUGUGUGAAGAAAAUGAUGCGUUAUAGGUAUAAUGAAUCAGAGUAAUUUAACAGGUAAAGAUUGAAAUUAUUUAUUAUGUAGUGUUUUUUCCACAGGAAAAAGUUAUUUUAAUAUGUGAUGUAUCAAUCUGAUAUUUUAUUUUUCCUCAAAAAUAAUGAAUAGAAAUAAUAUAAUAUAUGACAUUAUCUUAAGGAAAUAAUCCAAAAUAUAUUAAAUAAAAUACAUUAGAAGGCAUUACAUUUUUAAUCUUGUUUAAUACAUGUUUAAAAUUGUAUUAUUGCAUUUGAAAGACAUUAAUGUUAUUUUAGUGACAAAAAAUUGUAUAUAUUGUAAUAUUAAUUAAAAUCUUUGAUACAUAAAAUAGUUUUUAAAUACAUCUACGUGUAAAUGUAGUGUACCUAAUUAGUUUUAUCCAAAUUUGACAAAAUAAUAGUAAUCAUAAUAAAACAAUUAUAGUCCUGUCACAUUUUAAUAUUAAUUGUAGAACUAUGGUAGCUCUAAAGUAAAUUUUCCUUUUUAUUAUUUUUUUUCUAACCAAAGGUUUAAAUAUUUACAAACUUAUUUAUAAGCAAUGUAGUGUAG